Messenger RNA from Melanotaenia boesemani (Boeseman's rainbowfish), 3304 nucleotides. RefSeq names its product zinc finger protein 260-like. Gene Ontology annotation, biological process: regulation of transcription by RNA polymerase II. Lineage: Eukaryota; Metazoa; Chordata; Actinopteri; Atheriniformes; Melanotaeniidae. Gene Ontology annotation, cellular component: nucleus. Gene Ontology annotation, molecular function: RNA polymerase II cis-regulatory region sequence-specific DNA binding; DNA-binding transcription factor activity, RNA polymerase II-specific. The transcript has 3 exons. Bases 171 to 2771 code for a protein of 866 amino acids. The record is from RefSeq and is a predicted model, not a curated record.
UAGAAACACGUGACUUCUGGCACGCUGAGGCAACUUCCGGUUCAUGAGCUCGAGGCGGAGUUGAGCAGACGGACUCGAGCAUAACAUCCCUAGAAUAAAGCGGAGGCAGAGACGGCAGAUUUCUAGGAUCCGCUUCACUUCGUUUGAAGGUAUUUCUGCAACAUUAUUUAAUGAAAAGUUUAAACUCCAGCUGGAGACUCCGACGUAUCUGGAUACUGACGAUUGUUGGUUUCUGUCCUCUGCGGAGACCAGCUCGCUGGGGAGAAACGACAGGGCCGAAGAAGGAUCAGACAAAGAUCCUCGUCGGGAAGGGAGUGUUCCCUGCAGAUGUGCAGCAGCUGUUGGUGAUUACAGAGGGGGCUCCUUUAAUGGAUUCUGGACAAGCAGGAACAAGAGGAACUAUGGCCCAGUCAGGAUGGAGAGCUGUUGAUGAUGGGCUGGUGGAGAGUGUCACCAGUUUACCAAUGAUGAUGGCUCCUCUGAAGAGUGAGGAUGAUGAUGAUGAUGAUGAUAAAGAACUUCAACUUUGGUUAUAUUCAGCCCAUCUUCAUCAAACCCAAACUGAAGGCAACACAGAGGUAGAAGCUCCAACCAACAGCCCAGCUAAAUGGAUUAAAUCAGAAACUGAAGCAGAGGACUAUGGAGGACCAGAACUAACCAGUAACCCAGAUCCAAACAUUUAUUUACAACCAAAUAGUGACAGAAAGACUUCAGACUCUUCUGAGAUGAAACAUUUAUCACAUUUUGGACCUAAAAUGGAAGAUGAUGAUAAAGACUGGAAUGACAACAGGGGACAUGGGUCAGGUGUAAACAGUGAUGUGGAGUGUAACGCUACCAAAAAAUCCCUCAGCUGCUCUGAAUGUGGUAAAGAGUUUCACUACCAGAAAUCUCUCCAGAGACACCUAACACACCAUUCAGGAAAAAGGUCUUUGAGCUGUUUGAACAGUAAGAAACACUUUAAAAUGACAGAAAAUGGAAAUAUCCAGAAAAGAGUCCACACAGAGAAAAAAACAUUUGGGUGUGAUGUUUGUGGUAAUAUCUUAAGUUGUAAAAACAACCUUAGGAUACACAUGAGAGUCCACACAGGAGAGAAACCAUUCAGCUGUGAUGAAUGUGGACAUAGAUUUAGUCAAAAGUCAAGCUUAAACAAACACAUGAGAGUCCACACUGGAGAGAGACCAUUCAGCUGUGUUGAAUGUGGACAUCGAUUUAGUGAAAAGUCACACUUAAACCGACACAUGAGAAUCCACACAGGAGACAGACCAUUCAGCUGUGAUGAAUGUGGACAUAGAUUUAGUCAAAAGUCAAGCUUAAACAAACACAUGAGAGUCCACACUGGAGAGAGACCAUUCAGCUGUGAUGAAUGUGGACAUAGAUUUAGUGAAAAGUCACACUUAAACCAACACAUGAGAGUCCACACAGGAGAGAAGCCAUUCAGCUGUGAUGACUGUGGACGUAGAUUUAGUGAAAAGUCAAGUUUAAACAAACACAUGAGAGUCCAUACAGGAGAGAAACCAUUCAGCUGUAGUGAAUGUGGACAUAGAUUUAGUCAAAAGUCACACCUAAACCAACACAUGAGAAUUCACACAGGAGACAGACCAUUCAGCUGUGAUGAUUGUGGACACAGAUUUAGUGAAAAGUCACACUUAAACCGACACAUGAGAAUUCACACAGGAGACAAACCAUUCAGCUGUGAUGAAUGUGUACAUAGAUUUUGUGACAAGUCAAGCUUAAUCCAACACAUGAGAGUUCACACAGGAGACAAACCAUUCAGCUGUGAUGAAUGUGGAUAUAGAUUUAGUCAAAAGUCAAGCUUAAACCAACACCUGAGAGUCCACACUGGAGACAAACCAUUCAGCUGUGAUGAAUGUGGACAUAGAUUUAGUCGAAGGUCAAGCUUAAUCCAACACAUGAGAGUCCACACAGAAGACAGACCAUUCAGCUGUGGUGAAUGUGGACAUAGAUUUAGUCGAAGGUCAAGCUUAAACCAGCACAUGAGAGUCCACACAGGAGACAAACCAUUCAUCUGUGGUGAAUGUGGACAUAGAUUUAGUCAAAAGUCAAGUUUAGACAAACACAUGAGAGUCCACAAAAGAGAAAAACCAUUCAGCUGUGAUGAAUGUGGUCAAAGAUUUAGUCGAAAGAUACACUUAAACCAACACAUGAGAAUCCACACAGGAGAGAGACCAUUUAGCUGUGAUGAAUGUGGACAUAGAUUUAGUGAAAAGUCAUGCCUAAACCAACACAUGAGAGUCCACACAGGAGACAAACCGUUCAGCUGUGAUGAAUGUGAACAAAGAUUUACUCGAAAGUCAAGCUUAAACAAACACAUGAGAGUCCACACAGGAGAGAAACCAUUCAGCUGUGAUGAAUGUGGACAUAGAUUUGGUGUAAAGUCAAACUUAAACGAACACAUGAGAGUCCAUACAGGAGACAAACCAUUCAGCUGUGAUGAAUGUGAACAAAGAUUUAAUCGAAGGUCAAUCUUAGACAGACACAGGAGAGUCCACACAGGAGACAAACCAUUCAGCUGUGAUGAAUGUGGACAAAGAUUUAGUCAAAAAUCAAACUUAAACCAACACAUAAGAAUCCACACAGGAGACAAACCAUUCAGCUGUGAUGAUUGUGGACAAAAAUAUAGUCAAAAGUCACACUUAAACCAACACAUGAGAAUCCACACAGGACAGAGACCGUUUCCCUGUGAGGUUUGUGGUGAAUUAUUUAGGUGGCGUCUCUCUUUAAAACAACACAUGCGUGUCCAUAUAAAAUAGACAAGGCACAGUUGCAGGAUUUUGUUGCAAAUCUGUAAACAGUGUGAUGUGACGCAAACUAGCACCAUCUCCUGAGUUUUAACUUGUUCCCAGCUUUAUUUAAUCCAGACUCAUUCAAGACACACUUGAACAAAGUCUCUCACACUCUGUCUGAUUCUUCAGGAAAGUGUUUGUCUUACUCUGGACUGCUUAAACCUUAACUCACCAUUUUGUUUUUUAUAUUAGAGUGACCACUCUAUGGUCACUCAGAUAACACACUAAUUAUAGGAGUUGACUUUAACAUUAUAUUGGACAAACAGUACCACUGUCAUUGAGUUAGGAAAUCCUCAGAAUCGAUAAAACAAUACAUGAAGGAUUUUGGUCUUUGUGAUGCUUGGUGCUCUCACCACCCCACACUAAGAGAAUACACUUCUUCUCUUCAGUUCACCAUUCCUAUUCUAGAUUAUUUCUUAACUAGCACCUCGCUGAUGAGUGACAUGUCAGAAAUCAAAAUCCAUCCCAUUUUCAUCAGUGACCACGUAUCAUUCACUCUG